AUGGUAUAUAUCCUAUUCUUCUUCUCUACACAAAAACCCCUUUAUUACCCAAAUGAACCAAAUCAUAAUUUCUCCAUUGACAACACUAAUUAUUCCCUCGACCCAUUUUGGGAUAAUUACUCUGUUUCUGCUAAUGAAAAUGAAAAUGAAAAAUCCCAUGUUCUUGAAGGAAUUGCUGCUGUUGUUGGAGAACAUGUUCUUUUCGGUUACAAUAACAAUGAAAACAAAAAUGAUGAUCCAAAUUCAGCAGUUUUAAUUCUGAAACGCACGUGUCCUGCAGAAAAGAGAAAUAAUAAUAAUAAUGUUCUAUCAGUGGAGAAGAGUUACAGAAGAGUGAGAAAGAGGCCAUGGGGGAGAUGGUCAGCGGAGAUUCGCGACCGUAUAGGGCGGUGCAGACACUGGCUGGGUACAUUCGACAUGCCGGAGGAGGCGGCGCGUGCGUACGACGCGGCGGCGAGGUGGUUGAGAGGUUCAAAAGCUCGAACAAAUUUCCAAAUUUCUCCGAUUGUUCCUCUUCCUACUUCACCAACAUCAACGUCAUCAUCUUCAAAUUCGUCUCGUGAAAUGAAAAUGAAAAUGAAAAAGAAAAAUGGUGGCGCUGUUGCUAAUAAUCAAAGAAAAUGCUCAGUGGUAACUUCAAUUGCGCAUUUAUUUAGCUCUAAUGAAUUUAACAAAAAAGUUAGUGUUACUGUGGAGCUUGAUCUCAAGCUCGGAUUCGGGAGGAAGUUGGGUGGGUAUUGGGUUUAUGGGGCGGGUAGUUGGUUUAUGGGUUAAAAAGAAAGGUCAAACGGGUAGUUGAUUAGAUUUAAGACACGUGUAAAAAAUGAGGGGGCCGUUAGUGAGAGGGGUAUGUGUGUACCUAUAAUUGGACGGCAGGGGCUUAUGUGGACGGAAAGUAUAACGAAAGGCAUAGACGUACCAUUUAUUAAAGUUCGGGGGUAAAUUCGU
Messenger RNA from Solanum stenotomum, 948 nucleotides. Its product is annotated as ethylene-responsive transcription factor ERF084-like. The record is from RefSeq and is a predicted model, not a curated record. Gene Ontology annotation, biological process: regulation of DNA-templated transcription. The transcript has 2 exons. Gene Ontology annotation, molecular function: DNA-binding transcription factor activity; DNA binding. The coding region runs from base 1 to 774 and encodes 257 amino acids. NCBI's taxonomy places the organism in Eukaryota, Viridiplantae, Streptophyta, Magnoliopsida, Solanales, Solanaceae.